Messenger RNA from Tauraco erythrolophus (red-crested turaco), 1316 nucleotides. Lineage: Eukaryota; Metazoa; Chordata; Aves; Musophagiformes; Musophagidae. The record is from RefSeq and is a predicted model, not a curated record.
CUGUUUUGAUAUGAUUGAAGAAGCCUACAUGACGAAAUGUGGACACAGCUUCUGCUAUAAAUGUAUUCACCAGAGCCUGGAGGACAAUAACAGAUGUCCCAAAUGCAACUAUGUUGUGGACAACAUAGAUCAUCUUUAUCCCAACUUCUUAGUCAAUGAACUUAUUCUUAAACAGAAGCAAAGAUCUGAGGAGAAAAGACUCAAACUGGACCAUUCAGUGAGUAGCACCAAUGGCCAUAGGUGGCAGAUAAUUCAAGAUUUGUUGGGAACUGAUCAAGACAAUCUUGACUUGGCCAAUGUCAACCUGAUGCUGGAGCUGCUGGUGCAAAAGAAGAAGCAGUUAGAAGCAGAGUCCCAUGCUGCUCAAUUGCAGAUCCUUAUGGAAUUUCUCAAAGUUGCCAGGAGAAACAAACGAGAGCAACUGGAGCAGAUCCAGAAGGAGCUAAGUGUUCUGGAAGAAGACAUUAAACGAGUAGAGGAAAUGAGUGGCUUGUACUCCCCAGUCAGCGAGGACAGUACAGUGCCACAGUUUGAGGCUCCCUCACCUUCACACAGUAGUAUUAUUGACUCCACGGAGUAUAGCCAGCCUCCAGGCUUCAGUGGCAGCUCUCAGACCAAAAAGCAGCCGUGGUAUAACAGCACGCUAGCUUCACGACGCAAGCGGCUCACAGCUCAUUUUGAGGACCUAGAGCAGUGCUAUUUUUCCACCAGGAUGACGCGUGUCUCGGAUGACAGCAGAACCACAAGCCAGCUGGAUGAGUUUCAGGAGUGUCUCUCCAAGUUCACACGCUACAAUUCUGUCCGACCCCUGGCAACGCUGUCUUACGCUAGUGACCUCUACAACGGCUCCAGCAUAGUGUCCAGUAUUGAGUUUGACCGAGACUGUGACUACUUCGCCAUUGCUGGGGUGACAAAGAAGAUUAAAGUCUACGAGUAUGGUACAGUCAUUCAGGACGCGGUGGAUAUUCACUACCCUGAGAAUGAAAUGACCUGUAAUUCCAAAAUCAGCUGUAUCAGCUGGAGUAGUUACCACAAGAACCUGCUAGCCAGCAGCGACUAUGAAGGCACCGUCAUCCUUUGGGAUGGAUUCACGGGACAAAGAUCCAAGGUCUACCAGGAGCACGAGAAGAGGUGCUGGAGUGUUGACUUUAACUUGAUGGACCCAAAGCUAUUGGCUUCAGGCUCUGAUGAUGCCAAAGUGAAGCUGUGGUCUACCAACUUGGACAACUCAGUAGCAAGCAUCGAGGCCAAGGCUAAUGUGUGUUGUGUCAAAUUCAGCCCCUCUUCUAGGUAUCACCUAGCUUUUGGCUGUGCAG